Chaetomium globosum CBS 148.51 is the source of this 288-nucleotide messenger RNA. RefSeq lists its product as uncharacterized. The record is from RefSeq and is a predicted model, not a curated record. The coding region runs from base 1 to 288 and encodes 95 amino acids. NCBI's taxonomy places the organism in Eukaryota, Fungi, Ascomycota, Sordariomycetes, Sordariales, Chaetomiaceae. The transcript is spliced from 2 exons.
AUGGAAGCGAUGCAUGCCCGUGGUCUGCCCCCCGAUCUGUGCCGCGACACUGGUCAACAGUCGUCGAAUCAUCUGCUCAGGGCUUCGAACUCACGACCGGAACAGCUUCCAUACAGCCCGGGUGGAGGGUGGUCGAACACGCUGUUGGCCAUGCGUCGCCGCCUCGUUGUCAACAGGGGACCCCGCCCAUCCCUUCUUGCUGCAGGACCAUCACAGGCGCCGUUAUUGGCGGGCCAGGCUCUGGAGAGUGAGGCGAAGGCUUUUGACUGGACACAAAUCGCCGGUUGA